AUGCCUCCGAACGCCCACCAACGCCCGAGCGGUCCCUUCACCCACAACUCGCACGCAUACGGCGGCCAGUAUGACGGAGCGAGCAGCAGUGUAGACGGACAACGCGAGGCUGUCAUAGGGAGCAACUCCAGACAUCAUUCACAGGGUGUUGUUGCCUCCCAUUUCCUGGCCCAAGACCGCGAAACGUGGAUGGACUUUCUGAGAGACGGCACCGAGACCACUGUCAACCAGCAACCACAGUCUGCAAACUCCUCCCCCGCUGCCGCCUCCGAAGCCCGUUCAAACCCCUCCUCCUCACGCUACACACUUCCAAACCGCCCCUCACCACGCACUGAGUCGUCGUCCUCUCGCAGCUCCGAUCGCAAGCGACGCCUCACGACCGCGGACUCGCCUUCGAGACGACCAUCGAGCAUACGCAUGCACUCGGAAAACACUGGGGACUCGAAUACGGACCCAAUCGUGUUGGACUCGUCGCCUGCUUCGAAUAGACCACUUCCACCCACUCCAACCAUGGGCGUUGCCUCACAUACGCAUACGGGGCCGAUGAGGAGGCAGAGCGAUAUCGUGCUGCCACCAUGGCAGCCGGAUAGCGAGGUCUCGCAGUGUCCUGUGUGCAGGAGGCCCUUUUCGUUUUUACUCCGCCGGCAUCACUGCAGGAAAUGCGGAAGAGUUGUAUGCGCUUCCUGUUCGCCACAUCGUAUCACCAUCCCCCGCCAAUUCAUCGUGCAUCCGCCAUCUGAAAGCACCGCAAACUUCAUCGACCUGACUGGCGAGGAAGAGAACGCUAUGUCGCCAUUCGGCCCGUUCCGUAAUCCAGCGCUAGGCGGCGGCGAAGAAGUCCGCGUUUGCAACCCAUGUGUCCCUGACCCAAACUUCAGUCCACCACCCCGAUACGACUCACUUGGUCAUGGGUCACGCCCCUUUCCACCUCGAUCGACACAGGUGCCAUCCGCGCCGCCGCCGCAUCCUCGUGCUCAUAGGAGUAGUUCGAGUGUACAUGAUGCGAGUCGCUUUACGGGUCAAGGACAAACACAUGGUGCACGUGAUAUCUCCAGUGAAAGUAGUCAGAAUAGGAGAGUGAGUUAUCAUGGUAAUUCCAAUAUAGGAGAACGACGUCUCCCACCCCUUCCUCCAUCUGCGAUUCAGCAGCAACACCAGCAUCCUCACCACCGCGCCCCUUUGAUCUCCCAAACUAUAGCCAAUAACCGCGCUCGACAAGCGCAAAAUCACGUAAACUUUGGCUACGGAUCUUUCUCCGGCACCAGUCCGUUUGGUCAAGCGACGUCCACGCCUGUGCCUCCUCCCCUGCAGCCACAGCACGCUCAGCCACCCAGGCCUAGGAGACAGAUUCCCGAAGAAGACGAAUGUCCUAUCUGCGGCGAAGAAUUACCACCAAAGGGUCCAGAUGGCGAUGAUGCAGAGAGAACGCAGCACAUUGAGGAAUGUAUUGCUUUGCACUCUGCUUCUCCUGGUCCCACAGCUGCUUUGAAUCGAACGCAGACGCAGAAUAGCCAAAGUCUGCCUACUCAGCGGACGCGUGGUAUGAGUAGUGCGGGUGCGAAUCUCAAUAACAAUCAUAAUAACAAUGGCGGCGAGGGGGCUAGUAACUUGCAGAACCGAAUGAGUCAUGCUGCUAGGGGCAUGUUUCCUUAUGUGGCGACGGAGAAGGAUUGUGUGGAUGAGGAGGGGAGGGUGGCGGAGUGUACGAUUUGUCUUGAGGAUUUUGAGGCGGGGGAUAAGAUGGCUAGGUUGGUUUGUUGGUGCAAGUUUCAUGAGACUUGUAUCAAGGAGUGGUGGGAUAAGAAGGGACGGGGUGCUUGUCCUACGCAUCAGUUGCAGGAGUAA
This is a messenger RNA of Alternaria burnsii, 1845 nucleotides long. Its product is annotated as fyve-domain-containing protein. The transcript is spliced from 3 exons. The record is from RefSeq and is a predicted model, not a curated record. Gene Ontology annotation, molecular function: metal ion binding. Lineage: Eukaryota; Fungi; Ascomycota; Dothideomycetes; Pleosporales; Pleosporaceae. Bases 1 to 1845 code for a protein of 614 amino acids.